Molecule: messenger RNA, 3972 nt
Organism: Haplochromis burtoni (Burton's mouthbrooder)
Lineage: Eukaryota; Metazoa; Chordata; Actinopteri; Cichliformes; Cichlidae
Gene: il12bb
Product: interleukin 12B, b
Exons: 9
Coding region: 2603-3646 (347 amino acids)
Molecular function (GO): protein binding
Source: RefSeq, a predicted model, not a curated record
CAACGACCGAGACUGUCAGAGCCAGGGCUCGAGCCAGCAACCUUCCAAUUACAAGACGAACUGCCAACUCUUGAGCCACUAUCACCCCUUGUGUAUUCCCAUGCACAUAGCGUCAUUUUAAAGUUACAAAUAAGAAAAAAUUAUCUUGUAUUUUGUGGCUAAUAUUGAAAGGAAAGGUUAAGGCUAAGGGCAAAAAUUAACUUUCUUUCUUUUUACUUGGUAAAAUGAGCUGUGUGACCUCCUCAAUACCAUUUUAAGCCUGAGUACUGAAUUUACACAUCACCUCCUAUAAGUGUAAUAUUUUGCAUCAGUUUUAAUUUGAACAAAACCCUCAGAAUGGGUUUUAAAAUGUCAAAACAACAACAUUUGGCUUGUCUAAUUUGUUUGGGCCUUUGGACAGGUGCUGUAGCCAUUUCCAUUAUAAAUGUCAGGCUAAAAUAAUCGCCUCCUGGCUUCAGUCACAAGUCAAGUCAAGUUGGCUUUAUUGUCACUUCAACCAUAUACAGUUUAACAGUACACAGUGAGGCGAAACAACGUUCCUCCAGGAACCAAGGUGCUACAUGCAACAUAAAUUUACAACAUAAAUUAACAGAAAACACUAAACUAGCUAACUAAGAGGCCUAGUUAGCUGGCUAGCAGAGACAAGAACUAAGAGGCCUAGUUAGCUGGCUAGCAGAGACAAGAACUAAGAGGCCUAGUUAGCUGGCUAGCAGAGACAAGAGGUCUCCAUAAUAAUGUAAUAUAAGCUCCUAGAGCAUUGUUUUUGUGCUGAUGUUAAUGCCGCUGGUGUUUUUGGAAUUUUGCAAAUUCUGAGUCAUAUCUACAAAUAUAACAGCAGAGCACUACUGACUCUUACACACACAUGUGCCUCAGCAACAUCCCCCACAUGCUCUGUAAUUUCACGUGGUCAACCACUUUGCGGCUAAGUUGCUGUGCUUCCUAAAUGUUUCCACUUUCCAAUAAUACCAGCUGAUUGGGGGAAGCAAUUUCACAAAUUGACUUGUUACAAAGGUGGCAGCCUGUCACAGCGCCACACUUGAAUCCAGUUAGCUCAUUAGAACAACUCAUUUUUUCACGAAUGUAAAGGCAGACUGCUUGGCUUGAUGGUUUUAUGCUCUGCGGGACUGAUAACACCUAAAUUUAAGAGGGACUGUUUCUGUCCUUUGUUGUGUGAUUACAAUUCAGUAAUGUGUCUUAUCAAUCUUUAAAAAACUAAAAUGUAGGAUUCCCCAAAAGAUCAAAUUAUAAUUUCAGGAUCUGACACUGAUAUAUCCAUGAUAAUCUAAUCUGUUUUAUCUGUCUAGUCUCUUUAACAGGAAUAAUACAGCACACUUAACAGCAUAAUACACACUAAGUUUUUCCUGUAGUCUCUUUUCUCUAUAAUUUCAACAUCAUUGUUUAAGCCCAUUCAUUUAGUCCUAACAGAAACUGGAAGUUUUCUUGAAAAACCCAAUUACGCAAGCAUUGAUUAAUUGGAUUUGAUUUUGAAAGAAGUGCUGCUAAGCGGCAUUCCCACCUUGACAAAGACAUACCUGCUAUCAUUCAGCUGGUAUGAGGAAGGAAUGCCAGCUGCCUCUCCACAAUUCCUAUAAAAUACAAAGGAAGUUAAAGAGUUGAUAAGCCACUUGUUUAAUAUUGAGAAAAGUCGCACCGUGCACACACACACACACACACACAGGGAAGUGGAUGUGGUGUAAGGUUAGUAUGAUAUGACAUUUUCAGUCCCCAUAGAAUACGAAAUAGGAUAGUGGUGGGGAAAAACCUUUUACUUAAUUGAAGUGAGGGUCCAAGCAAGGAAAUUGCAUUUCCUUUCAAAACAGCAUAAAACACACUCCCCUUGAGUCAUCUGUUGCCUUUUUUUUUUUAAAUAAACAAAGGUUAAUCAAAAGAAACCCCUAUACCUAUGUGUAUUUAUAGGAAAGGGUCUAUGAGUUGUCAUUACAGGUGCAACCACACAGGCAUGCUUAAAUGUUAGUGGUUAUUUUGGAAAGAAAACGCUCUGCAGGUAACUUCCCAGAUGUAUACGUAAAAAAAAGAAAGAAAAUGCAACAGUGAUUUUUCCAUUUGGUCAUUGCGUUUACAAAACUCAUUCAGAUAAUCCUGUUUUGUUUUUUUGUUUUGUUUAUAAUCUGGGUUUUCUCCUUUAUUUCGUUCCUGAUGAUUGUGUUCUCUUGACGCAUUCUGUGGAAGCGUCCUUUUUCUUGUUCUUCUUUAGAAGUCCCAUGACGGCUUUCUAGAUUACCUGCUCCACUUUCAGUGGCGUAUAACCAUAUUUAAACAUUUUAGGGGUUGCAGUUCUGUUUUACAGAAGUUUCUGUAUCAUUAGUUGGCUUUACUUCCCCCCCAAAGUGGUUAGUGUGAUCACACAAUCAUCAGAUUACAGCAUGGAUUUUGUACCGAAUGAAUUGUCGUCUUCAACACAGCUAAAUUAAUCAAGCUUAACAAAAGAGGAGAGCCGGGUGGAAAGCUAGUGGUAAUCCAUUUAUUUUGAUCAUUCAUUAAAUUUCCUUUCAUGUGCAGUGUGGUCCAUUGUCAUCGUCAUCAUUGGUCAGGUAUUAAAGAGUUCCUCUUUUGAGUGGGGAUUUCUCAGCCUGACGUAUAAAUGCAGCUGCAGCUGCUGCCUUUACACAGACAAACACUGCUUACUGCAUCUGGUUCCAGUGUGAAAUUGUGGAUCAAGUUUUGCAGGAUGCAUACAUUUUUGCUCAUGGUUGUGUGGGCUAUACUGAGUGGCGCCAGCUCUGACACCCAGCAAGCAGAUGUCGAGACACUCAUGGAUAAUGUUGUGGUCCUGAGGGUGCCCUCUUUUACGGGUAGCAUGGUUCACGUUCCUUUGACCUGCGGAGAAGCUUUUCAGAAUAAGCCUGUGUUUUGGAAGAAAAAUGGUCAGGAGCUCAAUCCUCCUCUGCAGGGGAACCAAGUCCAGGUCCUGGUGGAGGAGAUGAAAGGAGGGAACUACACUUGCCACCUCAGUCCAAGUGGAGAAUACCUGAACCACACUAUGAUCUUAAUCCAGCUUAAUCCAGACAACAGGACAGUCAUAUUGGAAAACAGAGAAGGAGGUCACAUCCACUGCUCGGCACCAAACUAUACAGGAUUCUUUCACUGCUCCUGGAAAAGAACAGCGCUCAGAUCUGAUGCCAGUGUGGUUUUGGUUAAGGCUGAACGUUUUACCGAAGAUAUCCCCUGUGAGCUGGAUGCUGAUGCAUCAGGGGUUCGCUGCCAGGAUGCCCACUGCCCAUACAAAGAGGAGCAACAUCGCAUUUCCUUCACCGUUUACAUACGCAGCCAUGCUCGUUUGGAGACCUACACAAAGUCUUUCUACCUGAGAGAAAUCGUGAGACCGUCAAAACUCCCUAACCUGCACAUCAGUGAUGGGAAGGUGUUCAGCUGGGACUACCCUGAUACUUGGGAGAAACCCUGCAGCUUCUUUGGCCUACAGUUUGAGGUCAAGCUGGUGCACAGUGGACAUCCCUGCAACAGUGACAAUCAAAUAAUUAAUAUCACCACUGAUACAACCAAAUACGAGGUUGGCGUUAAGACCAAGAAGUAUGUUUUCUGUGUGCGAGCUCAGGACAAGUUCACCAGAGGGCCAUGGAGCCACUGGAGUCAGUGCACAGUGAACAAACAUAACGUGGCAUGCUAAGCGUUAGCCGCUGGACUCUGCUGCCGCACCAGAAAGAGGAAAACAGUUUUUAAAAAUAUUGUAAUUCAGAAGGAAAAAAAAUGGUCUAAUACAUUUUUUCAAGUGAUGCACAACAUAUGAAGCUGUGCUUCAGGAGUGAAUGUAUACCUGUACAGUAUUUAUUCAUCCCUCUUCAUCCCCAUUCGUUAUGUCUGUGGAACUACAGAACAAUGUUACAAUAAUGAUUUGUACUGUGAUUGAAAUGAAUUAGUAUUUCCUUCAUGCCCUUUUUAACUUAUUUAUAUCUGUUCAGAAUGUUUCUCAACAUUUUAUAAUAAAUUAAUGAA